CCUACCUUCACAUUCUCAAGUACUUAAGAUCCUUACCUUUUCUUUCCAAUCUCUCUAAGAUCUUCCCUGUCUUACCUUUAAUACAUCCAUCGAAAACAACAAUGGCUAUCCGCCUGCCUCGUAUUGUGAGCUCUAAGAAAGUUCCCAAGGGAUACUUUGUAGUUUACGUUGGAGAGAACCAGAAGAGAUUUGUAAUACCAGUAUCGUUCUUGAACCAGCCUUUGUUUCAAGGUUUGCUAGGCAUGUCAGAAGAAGAGUUCGGAUAUAGUCAUCCUACUGGCGGUCUCAAAAUUCCUUGCAACGAAGACAUCUUUCUUGAAGUCACCUCUCGCUUGAAUUGACUGCGAGAGAAUUAGCACAAAUCGGACAAUGUAAUUUUGUAAAACAAACAUCACUAAUACCAUGUAAACAUUUUUUUCCAUCCUUGUUACCUUGGGGAGCAUAUAUAGGUCUCCUUAAGUGGAAAACUAGAGAUGGUGGUUACUGUAACUUUUAUUAAUCAACAAGGAAAAAUGACAGUUAGAAGCA
This is a messenger RNA of Hibiscus syriacus, 528 nucleotides long. RefSeq names its product auxin-induced protein 15A-like. Lineage: Eukaryota; Viridiplantae; Streptophyta; Magnoliopsida; Malvales; Malvaceae. Gene Ontology annotation, biological process: response to auxin. The transcript has a single exon. The coding region runs from base 102 to 341 and encodes 79 amino acids. The record is from RefSeq and is a predicted model, not a curated record.